Mesitornis unicolor (brown roatelo) is the source of this 1188-nucleotide messenger RNA. RefSeq names its product calcium-binding mitochondrial carrier protein Aralar2-like. Gene Ontology annotation, biological process: aspartate transmembrane transport; malate-aspartate shuttle; L-glutamate transmembrane transport. Lineage: Eukaryota; Metazoa; Chordata; Aves; Mesitornithiformes; Mesitornithidae. The coding region runs from base 1 to 897 and encodes 298 amino acids. Gene Ontology annotation, molecular function: L-aspartate transmembrane transporter activity; L-glutamate transmembrane transporter activity. The transcript has 8 exons. The record is from RefSeq and is a predicted model, not a curated record.
AUGGGGAAAUGGGCAAAUGGGGAAAAAAGUAACUUGCACCAAGGUCUGUUACCGCAGCUAUUAGGAGUAGCACCAGAGAAGGCCAUAAAACUUACUGUUAAUGAUUUUGUGAGAGAUAAGUUUAUGGCUAAAGAUGGCUCUGUCCCACUGGCUGCAGAAAUUCUUGCUGGUGGCUGUGCUGGAGGUUCUCAAGUGAUCUUUACCAAUCCACUGGAAAUUGUCAAGAUUCGAUUACAGGUGGCUGGAGAAAUUACUACUGGUCCACGAGUUAGUGCCCUCACUGUAUUACGGGACUUAGGCUUCUUUGGUCUCUACAAGGGCGCUAAGGCGUGUUUUUUGCGUGACAUCCCCUUCUCUGCCAUUUAUUUCCCCUGUUAUGCUCAUUUGAAAGCUUCGUUUGCAAAUGAAGAUGGGAGGGUUAGCCCUGGAAAUCUGCUCUUGGCUGGAUCUAUAGCUGGUAUGCCUGCAGCCUCCCUGGUCACCCCUGCGGAUGUCAUCAAAACAAGGCUACAGGUGGCAGCCCGGGCAGGACAGACCACCUACAGUGGCGUUGUGGACUGCUUCGUGAAGAUCCUUCGAGAGGAAGGUCCGAAGGCUCUGUGGAAAGGAGCAGGAGCUCGUGUAUUUCGAUCUUCUCCUCAGUUUGGUGUAACUCUGGUGACUUAUGAGCUACUGCAGAGGUGGUUUUACGUGGACUUUGGGGGAGUAAAACCAGCUGGAUCAGAGCCAGUUCCUAAAUCUCGGAUCACACUCCCUGCUCCUAACCCUGACCAUGUUGGUGGUUACAAAUUGGCAGUUGCCACUUUUGCAGGGAUUGAAAACAAGUUUGGACUUUACCUACCUCGGUUUAAGCCAUCGCCACCUACCUCAAAGGCUGCUGCAGCAGUAGGACCCUAAGUUUAUUGCUGUAGGUUUUUUGUUACUAGUUGGGAAAGAGCCACUUUUCUAAUUGGUUAAUACUUUGUUCCUUUAGCUUCUCAUCAUAUGACAGUUUAGCUUCACUUGAGUUUUAAGGCAAUUUUCAUCUUAAAUGUAAUCAUGUGUCUUUGUGCUUCCUUAACCAGAUCACUGUGAAAUUCUUACCAGUUGUUUUAAGUUUGGGACCAUGAAUGUAUUUGUCCACAUCUGACAUGUGCUUGUGUUGGGAAGACACUAAUUUUAGGUUCUGUUCAUUGGGGAGGGCUGGGU